GCUGCUUUCGUUUUACUAUUAGUUCUAACAAUUAUCUUUAAUUGUUUUCGUGCAUAUCAAACAAAACAGUUUGGUAUGCCAUGGGCACCAACUCACAUAAAAGAAACCUAUAGUAAAACGCAAAAUAUGGAAUAUAUUCUUAUAUAAUUCGUGGUAUCGAACAAUAGUAUCUGACCACCGGUAACGAUACUGAUUUGUCAAUGAUUGGGAAUUAUUAUUUCACUUAACCAAUUACUACUUUUCUAAUUUUUCUCUUCACGUUUAAACAUUACGUUUAAAUAUUAAUAUAAAUUAGUGCCUUCCAGCACUUAAUUUAAAUAUCACGUUAAUGUAAAUUAGUGCUUAGUCUUCUAGUGCUUCGUUUAAAUAUCAUGUUAAUAUAACUUAGUGUCUUCCAGCACUUCGUAAGUAACGGUUGAUUAUGUCAAGACUAGAAAUAAUUUAAGUUGGGUAUCAAAAUUAAAAAUUUCCAAGAGAUACAUAUGUAUAUUUUAUUUUUUCUAAAGACAUAUGAGAAAAAUUGUGAAAGAUGGGAUUGCUAUCACUGUUGAAGCAAUCUAAUGUGAUUUACAUAAUAUUUGGUGUAACUUUUCUUACAUCAGGGCUGAUUAUCAAUUUCUUCCAAUGUUUUUUGUACUUUGGUCUAAGACCUUUUUCCAAAUAUCUUUAUCGCAAGAUUAAUUACUACCUUUGUUAUUCUUUAUAUAGUCAAUUGCAAAGCAUAUGUGAAAAAAUCACUGCAGUAUGUUCCGACAUUUGGUUGGGCAUGGAGAUUUGCUGAAUUUAUAUUUAUGGAAAGAAAUUGGGAGAAGGAUAAAGAAAUAAUUACUUCUUUAAUUAAUGAACUUGUAAAUUAUCCAGAUAGCAUAACGUUACUUCUGUGUGCUGAAGGGACACGAGUUACAGCACAAAAACUAGAAGCCAGUCAAAAAUUUGCCCAAAAAGCGGGUCUUCCAGUAUUAAAUUAUCAUUUAACACCACGAACAAAGGGUUUUGUAGCAAGUUUACCGCACAUGCGAGGGAAAAUUACUGAUAUUUAUGACAUGCAACUACAGUUUAAAUCAGAUGAUCCUAUAAAACCAACAUUAACAAACUUACUACAGGGAAAACAGGUCACAGCAUACCUGAGUAUUUCCAGGAUACCAUUAGAUGAAGUGCCAGAAGACGAGAAAGGUGCUGAAGAAUGGUUACAUAAACUUUAUGAGAAAAAAGAUCGUAUGGCAAAAAGUUUUGAGGAAACAGGUGAUUUCUUUGCAAUUAGUGGGGUACCCAAAUUAGAAAGGUCUAUAAUAAAAAGACGAUAUUAUUCACUUGUUAAUAUAAUUUGCUGGGCAGUGGUGGUGAUAACACCAAUACUUUAUUAUUUGAUCAAUCUUCUCUUGUCUGGAUCGAUAAUUUAUUUCUUAAUAGGAGCAAGCAUUUAUCUGCUUAUGCAAAGAAUGAUUGGAAUGUCUAAAAUAAGUAAAAGUUCAUCAUAUGGAACUAAUGAUAAGAAACUUCAGUAAAACGACGAAGUUAUAAAGGGAAUACAAGUAAAAAGUUAAACUAUCUUCUUCGCGUAAUGUAUUUCGCUGUAUGUGUACAAAUCUCUAUGAAGUAUUCAGAGAAGAUUACGGUAAUAUAUGAGCUCUAUUAUCGUACUUUUAUUUGUGUUAAAUGAUUACAAUGAAUAUCAACGUUACAGGUAUACAAUACGGUAACGUCAGGUAUCUUGGAAAAAUAUCUUUUUUGUUCAAAAAUAUUUGAGUAUUUGAAAAGAUUAAAAGAUAUUUUUUUAGUAUUGUAGGAAUUUAAUCUUCUUAUUAAAAGUUUAAUAGAAAAUGUUAAAUUUGAUCAAUUUAAGAUACCUUAUAAAAAUAAUUAUUCUAAAAAAUCUUUAAGAACAUUUCAUAAAAGAUUAAAUUUUUAAAAUACUACUUUAAAACUAUUUAUUUAGUUUAUUUCAGUACUUUAAUAUAUAAUUGUUCAACUGUGCACAAAAUAUUAAUUCAAGAUUAUAUACAAAUAAAAAUAUAUAAAUAUUAAUUGUUAAUUAAUAUUUAUAAGAAGAAAGAGAAUUUUUUGAAAGUACACAUUUUACAUUAAGAAUUUUAUUUAAACGGUUUUGAAAAGAAAUAUAUAUUGAUUAAGUAGACAGUGGAUAUUUAUGCAGAUGUAUACAUGUUAAGAUCCGUUAAAUAUGUAAAAAACAUAUAAAUAUGUAUAAAAUGUAUACAUAAGAUAUGCAAUACAUAAAUAUGCAUAAUAUACAAAGAUAUGCAACUCAUUUACGUGCAACUCAAUUCACGUGGAGAACAUCUAAACAAUUUCCUUGGUUUGUUUCUGUUAACAAAAUAAGUUUUUGUUUGUACAUUCUGCUUCCGUAUUUAUUUUUUAUAAAAAUAUACAUUUGCCUAAAUAUCUGAAGUUUAGUUAUUAGUAUGGUGUUACAGUUAAAAUCCAAAUUGUAGUACGAUCUUAUAUUUAAUGCUAGUUCUAAAAUGUCUUUUUUCAAUACUAGUUUUGAUUAAUUAUUUCGUACGUUAUUAAUCAAAAUUGAUAUUGAAACAAGCGUUAAUGUUAAUAUAAGCGAUUUAAAGUUUUGAAAAUAUUAUUUAAGAUAAAAUAGUACAUAUUUAGUUUUGCCUAAAAUCAAAUUUUAAUGAUGUUUCGUUAAUAUUGAUUUAAAUCAAAAUGAACGUUAACGUUCAAAAUGAACGUUAAAAUAAAAUUUUGUAAGUAAUUCCUAUAUUGUUAAGAGAAACAUUGAUAUAAUGAAGGAUAUUUGAGAAAACUAGUUUUGAUUAAAUAAGAAAAAUAGUUUCGGCGG
This is a messenger RNA of Heterotrigona itama, 2809 nucleotides long. The record is from the annotation of a GenBank genome assembly. Lineage: Eukaryota; Metazoa; Arthropoda; Insecta; Hymenoptera; Apidae.